This is a messenger RNA of Cladocopium goreaui, 1225 nucleotides long. NCBI's taxonomy places the organism in Eukaryota, Dinophyceae, Suessiales, Symbiodiniaceae. The record is from the annotation of a GenBank genome assembly.
UCCGCCGUGACGCCAUGGCUGUGGCGCCUCUGGAGCUGCGGUGGCUGCGCCUGUUACUGGCCUGGCGAGCGGUGGAGGCGGUGGUCUUUUCACCGCAGGUGGAUGCCGAGAUAGCAGAACUGCAUGCUUCGAUCGAGGAGCUCUGGCAGCGUUUAGGGAGCUUGGCAGAGGAAAUGCAUGAGGCUGGAAAGUUGAGUUCUGGCGAGGAGUCCCAGUUGCUGGAGCAGUUCCGAAAGCUGCAGGAAGACUUCAUCCAGCUACAGCAACAGGCAUAUCAAAUUGGAGAAGACUCAGCGGACAACGCGGCACUGGCGAGACAUCCAUUGGUGGAUGCCUAUGUGGAAUACCUGAGAGCCUUCCAGCCGCGUCUUCAGGCGAUGGUUUCCCUCAUAGAGAAGGAAUACAGCCGAUUGAUGGUAAAGCCUCUGGACCAGCGGAAGGAGGAGCUGCGUCGUGAGAAAUUCUGUGGCGCCUCGUUGUUGACGCUUCGUGCAAAGGCCAAGAAGCGUCUGGCGCGCGACACCAGGAAUUUCAAGACGAAAGCCAUGGAUGAGUUGACCAUCUUUCGUGAGAGACAAUUGGAGAUGCAGGACAAGCAGCGCGACAUGUUGGCGCGGAUGGAGGGCCCAGACUGGCCUCGACUGGACUGGCCGCUGAGCAACGCGGACGCGCGGCACGUGGGCGAUGCGGAGGAUAUCAUCCACAGCGGCAUCGAUUCCUUGAAAGCGCGGUUGGCGCCAAAGGAUAUCCCAUAUCUUCACGAAAGUCAAGAUCAAGAGGCUCUAGAGGCCUUGGUUGCGACUGGAGAUAUGAUGGUGUGCUAUUCCAAGCUGAUGGAUAGAUAUGUUGAGAAGGUGAAGAAGUCUCAGAAAGCCAAGAAAGUCAUCGCGCGGGAGGAGGUCCGAAGUAGCCUGAAAAGCUUCGGCAAAGCCACUGCCUCCGCGCGGCCCUUCGCGUGGCUCCACGCCCUCGCAGGCGGCGGCGCCGGCGACGCACGGCCCGGAGCCGGGGGAGCUGGGCUGUCCUCGGGGCUCGGCGGCCUGGCUCAGCUGGGAAGCAGCCUGGGCGGCCUGGCGCCGGCCGAGGGCGACGGCCUGGAACCCGAUGAGAGUGGACCCGAGGAGGUCAGGUGGUCUGCGGCUCAACCUGUCUAUAACGACUUUGAGCUCUGACAGCUUGAGAUUUGUAGGUUUCGUGGUAAAAAUGGAGAAGAUGGAUGAUGACG